Erigeron canadensis is the source of this 909-nucleotide messenger RNA. RefSeq lists its product as uncharacterized. The record is from RefSeq and is a predicted model, not a curated record. NCBI's taxonomy places the organism in Eukaryota, Viridiplantae, Streptophyta, Magnoliopsida, Asterales, Asteraceae. The transcript has 4 exons. The coding region runs from base 151 to 735 and encodes 194 amino acids.
UCGAAAGUAAAUCAAUUAAGGCAAAAAUAAGCCUAAGCCUAACUUUGGGGCAAGAAAAUUACAUUCUAAAACCCCCAAAAAUAUUUGAUUGUCUCUGAAACUAAAAAACUGGAAAUUGGCAGUAGGGUUUUACACACACGAAAAAAGGGGAUGAUUGGAAGGAGGUUUAUUUCAUUUUUCAAGCGCAACCCUUCUUCUAGCAAAGGGGCGGUGGAUGAAGUGAAGCAGAAAACAUGGGGAAGAAGGAUAGUGUCAGGAGGGUUGAUUUGUGUGACGGGCGGCGUUGCGUUAAGUGCUCUUGAUGAUCUUCUUAUUUAUCAUGGUUGUAGCAGCAAAGCCUUAGAGAAAGCGAGCCAAAACCAGGCUGUAAUAGAUGCAAUUGGGGUGCCGAUUGCUAGAGGUCCUUGGUAUAAUGCAUCACUUGCAGUCACUCAUAAAAGGCACUCUGUAUCCUGCACUUUUCCUGUUACUGGACCCCAAGGUAGUGGAAUUUUUCAACUAAGGGCUGUUCGCAAUGCGGAAGAGAGCUGGCAAUCAUUUUUCCGGCCACGUGAAUGGGAAAUUUUAAUAAUGGAAGCUCUCUUACAUGUUCCUGAAAAUGAAGAAAAGGAAAGAACAUUCAGAAUUAGUCUCUCAGAUGAAAUUUCUUUACCUGCAUGCCAGCCAUGCUCCACAGGUUGCACUAUAACUCAAGAACCAGCUGCUCCCGAAAACAAACAACCUCAAGCCACUUGAGUCAUUUUACACUCUUACAGAUAAUUCUAAAUCGAAACAAGUAUUCAUUUCAGGUGCUUUUCCAAAUAAAUAUUUUGCUUUAAAAUAUACAUGUUUCAUACAACGGAUGGUUGUAUAAUGUGUCCGUUGUAGUUCUAAGCUUCUAGCUUUAUCCAAAUUCAUUCUUUUGUUCGA